Messenger RNA from Rattus norvegicus (Norway rat), 2414 nucleotides. It is a transcript of the gene Npy5r, whose product is annotated as neuropeptide Y receptor Y5. The record is from RefSeq and is marked provisional. Gene Ontology annotation, molecular function: neuropeptide Y receptor activity; G protein-coupled receptor activity; peptide YY receptor activity. Gene Ontology annotation, biological process: synaptic signaling via neuropeptide; cardiac left ventricle morphogenesis; outflow tract morphogenesis. Bases 242 to 1579 code for a protein of 445 amino acids. Lineage: Eukaryota; Metazoa; Chordata; Mammalia; Rodentia; Muridae. The transcript has 2 exons. Gene Ontology annotation, cellular component: plasma membrane; neuron projection; 9+0 non-motile cilium.
UUGGACUAUGGGGGCCGGGAACAGGCGAUCUUGAGCCGGGUGUCCGGGGUCUCAGGGACUGUCACGUGUUCCCGAGGCGCUUCUAAAACCCUGGCGGCUCCGGAGCCCCUCCUUCCCACCACCGCCUCCAGGUCCUGCUCCUGCCGCCACCGCUUCCAUCUGGAGCAGAAGCGACCGCGCUCAGCCACGUACCCCGGAGUCCAGGCACCCGCAGCGGCCGGGGCAUCCCGAGGAUUCUAGUAUGGAGUUUAAGCUUGAGGAGCAUUUUAACAAGACAUUUGUCACAGAGAACAAUACAGCUGCUGCUCGGAAUGCAGCCUUCCCUGCCUGGGAGGACUACAGAGGCAGCGUAGACGAUUUACAAUACUUUCUGAUUGGGCUCUAUACAUUCGUAAGUCUUCUUGGCUUUAUGGGCAAUCUACUUAUUUUAAUGGCUGUUAUGAAAAAGCGCAAUCAGAAGACUACAGUGAACUUUCUCAUAGGCAACCUGGCCUUCUCCGACAUCUUGGUCGUCCUGUUUUGCUCCCCUUUCACCCUGACCUCUGUCUUGUUGGAUCAGUGGAUGUUUGGCAAAGCCAUGUGCCAUAUCAUGCCGUUCCUUCAAUGUGUGUCAGUUCUGGUUUCAACUCUGAUUUUAAUAUCAAUUGCCAUUGUCAGGUAUCAUAUGAUAAAGCACCCUAUUUCUAACAAUUUAACGGCAAACCAUGGCUACUUCCUGAUAGCUACUGUCUGGACACUGGGCUUUGCCAUCUGUUCUCCCCUCCCAGUGUUUCACAGUCUUGUGGAACUUAAGGAGACCUUUGGCUCAGCACUGCUGAGUAGCAAAUAUCUCUGUGUUGAGUCAUGGCCCUCUGAUUCAUACAGAAUUGCUUUCACAAUCUCUUUAUUGCUAGUGCAGUAUAUCCUGCCUCUAGUAUGUUUAACGGUAAGUCAUACCAGCGUCUGCCGAAGCAUAAGCUGUGGAUUGUCCCACAAAGAAAACAGACUCGAAGAAAAUGAGAUGAUCAACUUAACCCUACAGCCAUCCAAAAAGAGCAGGAACCAGGCAAAAACCCCCAGCACUCAAAAGUGGAGCUACUCAUUCAUCAGAAAGCACAGAAGGAGGUACAGCAAGAAGACGGCCUGUGUCUUACCCGCCCCAGCAGGACCUUCCCAGGGGAAGCACCUAGCCGUUCCAGAAAAUCCAGCCUCCGUCCGUAGCCAGCUGUCGCCAUCCAGUAAGGUCAUUCCAGGGGUCCCAAUCUGCUUUGAGGUGAAACCUGAAGAAAGCUCAGAUGCUCAUGAGAUGAGAGUCAAGCGUUCCAUCACUAGAAUAAAAAAGAGAUCUCGAAGUGUUUUCUACAGACUGACCAUACUGAUACUCGUGUUCGCCGUUAGCUGGAUGCCACUCCACGUCUUCCACGUGGUGACUGACUUCAAUGAUAACUUGAUUUCCAAUAGGCAUUUCAAGCUGGUAUACUGCAUCUGUCACUUGUUAGGCAUGAUGUCCUGUUGUCUAAAUCCGAUCCUAUAUGGUUUCCUUAAUAAUGGUAUCAAAGCAGACUUGAGAGCCCUUAUCCACUGCCUACACAUGUCAUGAUUCUCUCUGUGCACCAAAGAGAGAAGAAACGUGGUAAUUGACACAUAAUUUAUACAGAAGUAUUCUGGAUCUGAAUGCCAGUUCGUAAUCUACGUAAGAUCAUCUUCAUGUUAUAAUAUGGUUAAUUCAAUCAGUUGUACAGAGUCAAUGUCCAUCUAAUACAAUUUCAUGUGUUGAAGUAGUUUACAUUAUUUUCCAUUUUAUGUCAUUGGUAAUAAGUUGAGUGAUACUCUGUGGUUUAGUGUAAAAGAUAUAGCUAUCCAAAUUGUUACGUUGUACAAAAAUGUAUGAAGUGACAAGUUGUCCCAAAGAGCAUUUAACUACAGAUUUAAGGAAUUUCUAUUAUCUGGGUAUCUUCAUUUCUAUUUCACAGGCUUCUUAACAUUUUUUUUGUAAAAGUACAAAAAUAUUCAAAAGUCAGAACUCUAUUACAGAUGUAUGCAUAAAAGAUGAUUAUAAUUUUGUAGGAGAAAGAUCUGCUCCUAUUAGUGAAGAUUGGUAAAAUUGUCAGUUUAACCCGGCUGUCCUACUACUAAUAUUUAAUUUUUCAAAUAUGAAAAGGUUUCAGAUUUUGUUUAGAUUUAUAUCACAUUAAACACUGUCAAAUAAAGGCUGUUUUUAUAUGCAUCGUUGAUGUUCCAAAAUGUGAAGUCUAAAUGGUGUCUGUAUUUCCAAUUAUUAAAUAACUUCUAAGAUCAUUUUUAAAAGUCUGUAGAUGGUAUGGAUAGCUAGUUGUUUGUUAAUAUAAAGUAAAAGUAGAUAGCUGAUUUAUGUUGUACCUAUGUCGUAUGUAUAUUAGGUAUCGUGUUGUCUCACUAAAGUGAAAGCAAACGAA